GGAUGCUGCGCGGAUUCACAAACUCAUCUGGACCCGUAUUCAGAACAGUCGGACUGUAAAGGAACAUAGCCUGGUCUACCUGGAUUAAACAUCAACAGGCGUUCUUUAAGGUCCUUGCAUUUUCUUGCAUGUAUGGGCAUGUCAAGCGGACUUGCUGGUUGAUCAUGGAUAGGACUGAAAGGCUGGAGACGGGUGUCGCUCAGGUGACAUCAACACCGUUAACUUUCCCCUCAAGUACCUAAUGGAUGCAGGCGAACAAGUGGGACCAUGAGGAACACGCCAAACGCGUUUAGGGGUUUAUGCCACCGUGGCACUACAAGAACAGUUUCGCAGUAUUAAGAUAUAGAUCAGGAAUUUAUUCUCUAAUAUGUUAUGAUGAAUAUGCAUAUAUGCGCCUUACAGACCGCUCUCUUAGAAGCGCCCGAGCUCUCAGUAAUGGAGACGAUCUCAGAUUUCGCGGUAAUGAAGUGACAGUGCCAAAAACACUCGAGCCACAGUGCACGGAACUGAUUGCACACACAUCUAAUGUUACGUCUAGGUAUGCCUGUUGUUACAAUAAAUGUGAAAUAUAACGUUGUCAAGAUAUUCAGUGUUCACGUGUCAUAACGACAGCGAACUGUUUCGUGGAUAACGUAACAUGUCUGAAAGUUUCAUGAACAUGGACGCACAAACAGAUGACAACACAUGGUGUGUGGCAAGGAGAAUGGAAAUGUUUGUCUUUCGGAACGACGUGGCCAUUUGAUGCAUUCCUGAUCAAGAAGGCGGUAUUUUGGAUAAAGCUCUUGGACAUCAUCUCAACGACAUCGGAGGUAGUGCAAGCACUGCAGACAGUUCAAAGUAUUCAACUGGAUGUGGUAUGGAACGGCAACAUUCUGGUUUCUUUCGCGCAGAUGAAUGUCAUGUCAAUCAAGUGCUGUCAUCAAAAGACAAAUAGUUAUCACUGAAAGUGGAUGACAAGCCUGUGCAAUGGAGUACAAGCAUACGGCAGUAAAACAGUAACACUUGAUCAACAGAAAAGUAACUUUUAUGCUUACCGACUGUACUGCUACUCUGACAAGGUAAAAUGAAUUCCAGAUUUCGGAAGAAGAAUUAGUUCAACCUGUCAUAUGGAUCUAGUUCAUUUUCUUUGGAGUCUCCUCAAACGUCAUCAUUCACCGACGGAUGCUCCCACAGGUGUUUCAGGAAAGUUGCCUUUGUGCGUCCAGGGAGCCCUUAUCUGAAAGCAUGCGCCUCCUGGUAUGAGUGCUUGUGCAGUGGGCUAGAAGAGGACCCAGCUCCCCUUCCUUCCUGCUUCUCCUACCUUCUUCCCCCUCACCACCACCGCCAGCCCCUCUUGCACACAUGCAGGCCAAGAAGAGGUACCUGCUGGUGUCUCUGGGGGCCUGUCUUCUUCUGCUUGCCUACUUGUGGGGACUGCAGAUCGGGGAGUUUCACCAGCCGAGCCACCAGCAGCUGUACGCGGCGGCCCACGGUGCCCACGGUGGGGGUUCCAGACUGCCCAGGCAGCGCUGGGCGGAGUGGGGCCACUCGCUGGGCACCUACCUGGAUGGGGUGGAGCAGGAGGAGGACCGCAGCCCCGUGGUCAUCCACCAGCACUCCUCCCCGCGGGAGCGACGGGAGAUCCGCAACAACAUCUACAAGAGCCGCCGCUGCCGCAUGGACACCUGCUUCGACUUCGCCCGCUGCGAGAGGGGCUUCAAGGUGUACCUGUACCCGCCCGCCAAUGGCGAGAAGAUCUCCGAGAGCUACCAGAAGAUCCUGACGGCCAUCGAGGACUCCCGGUUCUACACCACGGAUCCGCAGGAGGCAUGCCUGUUUGUGCUGAGCAUCGAUACACUGGAUAGGGACCAGCUCUCGGCUCAGUAUGUCCACAACGUCAAGGCUAAAAUCCAGAGCCUUCCUUUGUGGAACGAAGGAAGGAACCAUCUCAUUUUCAACCUGUACUCUGGCACCUGGCCUGACUACACAGAGGAGCUGGGCUUUGAUAUUGGCCAGGCGAUGUUAGCCAAGGCCAGCAUUGAUAUGGAUAAUUUCAGGCCACACUUUGAUGUGUCCAUUCCGCUUUUUUCAAAAGACCAUGCCCAGAAAGGAGGGGACAAGGGUUAUUUGACACUCAAUAAUGUUCCACCAUCGAGGAAAUAUUUGCUUGUUUUUAAAGGGAAGAGGUAUCUCACUGGUAUUGGCUCUGAGACCAGAAACGCUCUCUACCACAUUCACAAUGGAGAUGAUAUCAUUUUAUUGACUACCUGCAAGCAUGGGAAAGACUGGGAGAAACAUAAAGAUGGCCGAUGUGACAGGGACAACGAAGAAUACUCAAAAUUCGACUACCAGGAGCUGCUCCAUAACUCCAGUUUCUGCCUGGUCCCCCGAGGGCGUCGCCUGGGCUCCUUUCGGUUCCUGGAGGCCCUGCAGGCUGCCUGCAUCCCAGUGCUGCUCAGCAAUGGCUGGGAGCUGCCCUUCUCUGAGAGCAUCGACUGGAACAAAGCGGCUAUCAUCGGUGACGAAAGGCUCCUGCUUCAGAUCCCUUCAAUUACCAGAUCGGUGGACCAUGACAGAAUAUUGGCGCUCCGGCAACAGACACAGUUCCUGUGGGACGCCUAUUUUUCUUCAGUCGCAAAAAUAGUAUUAACUACAUUAGAGAUAAUCCGGGAGCGGAUCCAUUCCCACAUAUCAAGAAGUAGGCUGAUGUGGAAUGCUCUGCCUGGCGCUCUGUACGCACUGCCACAGUUCUCCACAGACCCUUCAGUUUUCCCCUUCUACUACUCCAUGCUGGGUAAAAGCCCGUCCCUGGAGUUCACUGCAGUGUUGCAGGUGGUGACCCCCCUCCAGUCCCAGCUGCAGCCAGUGCUCAAACUCAUCAUUGCCGUUGCCAAAUCCAAGUUCUGUGCACAGAUCCUAGUGCUGUGGAAUUGUGACAAGCCUUUACCUCCCAAGAGCAAGUGGCCCUCCACCAGUGUGCCUAUCACCGUUAUUGAAAGAGAGAGAAAGACGAUGAGCAGUCGCUUUUUCCCCCAUGAUGUCAUCCUCACAGACGCAGUCCUCAGUCUGGACGAGGACUCUGUUCUGUCGACCAAUGAGGUUGACUUCGCCUUCAUCGUGUGGCACAGUUUCCCAGACAGGAUCGUGGGCUACCCAGCAAGAAGCCACUACUGGGACCUGGGGAAGGGGCGUUGGGGGUACACCUCCAAAUGGACCAACGAGUACUCCAUGGUGCUCACCGGCGCAGCAUUCUACCACAGGUAUUAUCACUACCUGUACACGCACUACCUGCCUGCCAGCCUGCUCAGCAUGGUGGACCAGAUGGCCAACUGCGAGGACAUCCUCAUGAACUUCCUGGUGUCGGCCGUCACCAAGCUGCCGCCAAUCAAAGUCACACAGAAAAAGCAGUACAAGGAGACCAUGAUGCAGCAGGGCUCCAAGUCGUCGCGCUGGGCCGACCCGGACCACUUUGCGCAGCGGCAGACUUGCAUGAACUCCUUCAGCGGCUGGUUCGGCUUCAUGCCGCUGCUGCACUCGCAGAUGCGCUUGGACCCCGUCCUCUUCAAGGACCAGGUCUCCAUCCUGAGAAAGAAGUACAGAGACAUCGAGAGGCUUUAGGGACACACACACCAACACACACACACACACAGACAGACUUGUCACACACACACACACACGAGGACAUGAGUGUGUGUGUGCAUGUAUGGGCCAAACCAGAGGAGUACCCUCUUGUCUCCUUUUUUUUCCUCUUUUGAUUUCUGUUUUGAAAAGCAGCAUAUGAGCUUGCUUUGACUGUGACCUGAUAUCUUAAAUGAAAGAAAUAAUAUCUCUAUAGAGUAAAUUAUUAUAUUGAAAAAGAAAUAUAUGCAACUCCCGGGUCCAUUUUUGUGGUUCUGAUGGUCCUGCUCACUGAAGCCCACUCGCAGAGAAGCAGUCCAGCUCACAUGGGAGUUGGGACUAGUUUGUUGUCUCUUGUCUCAUCCUUGUCGUCGUUUGAAGAAGAAGAAGAUUGUUACUUUUCACAAGCUCACCCUGAUCUCAUCACUUGCGCCCUCUCCACCCUCAAACCCCCUCUCUCUGGACAAGGACUACCGCAUCAGUGGGUGGCCAGAGAUGUCACCUAUGCCUGCAAUAUGUACUUCAGUUUUCUAUUUUACCUAUAUUUAGUUUUUUAUUAUUAUUAUUAUUAUUAUUAUUAUUAUUAUUAUUAUUAUUAUUAUUAUUAUUGAGACUGUCUUUUUUUCUUAGUUUUCAAGGACGUGUCUUGUCACAAGAGAAUGAUAAAUAAAUGGGGGGAUCUUUAACACCAUACAUUUUCUUCUGAUAUAUUUUAUUUCCAGGGGUUCCAGCAGGAUAAAUAUUUUUAACAAAAUUCCAUUUUCUGUUGCUCCAUCUUACUAUGAGCUAUAAAUUGCCAAA
Alosa alosa (allis shad) is the source of this 4398-nucleotide messenger RNA. Its product is annotated as exostosin-1. The transcript has 12 exons. Lineage: Eukaryota; Metazoa; Chordata; Actinopteri; Clupeiformes; Clupeidae. Gene Ontology annotation, cellular component: membrane. Bases 1342 to 3597 code for a protein of 751 amino acids. Gene Ontology annotation, molecular function: glycosyltransferase activity. The record is from RefSeq and is a predicted model, not a curated record.